Molecule: messenger RNA, 2172 nt
Organism: Mucor velutinosus
Lineage: Eukaryota; Fungi; Mucoromycota; Mucoromycetes; Mucorales; Mucoraceae
Product: Aa_trans domain-containing protein
Exons: 2
Coding region: 1-2172 (723 amino acids)
Source: RefSeq, a predicted model, not a curated record
AUGGUGGCAACACAUUCACACCCAAGACGUCCUUCUGCUGCUGCUGGUUCAUUGGGCAGAACAUCUGGUAGAACCAAGCGUCGAUCUUCGUUACGCAGACAGUCAGAAAAAGUUACGCCCACUGCAUCUACCUCUGCAACACGGCAUGCCGCAACUCAGAAGCGAUCAAAGUCUGUAUCGGCAGGUGCUUCAGGCCAUCAGCAACAACAACAGCAGCAGAGACAACAGCAGCAAAAUCGAAGACCAUCAGUACCUGCUGUUGUCAUAGAAGACCCACCAAGACUCUCCAUAGCAGACCGUUUUAUGGCAUCAGGCUAUUCCAACACCUCGACGCCCGUACUCUCUCAGGCACCACCAUUACCUACAACAACAGCUGCACAAAAGUGCUCGCCAUCUGUAUCCACCUCUUUAUCGAAUUCCACUCUAUCAGACAUCCCAACUGCUGGUAGCAACAGUCGUCUUUCUGUAGCGGAUCGGUUUAUGAACACAAACAACACCAGCUCAUCCACUAACUCGAUGCAGAGUAUCCAGCAAUACAGAGAAAGAUCCCAUUCGUCCUUCUCAGGCAAGACCCUCAAUACCACAAAUAACAGCAGCAUGAGCACAACAGACCCUGUGCCUGGAAGAUUGACCAUUGCUAGUGCAUUUAUGAAGUCUUCUAGUACACUCACCCCUACUACGCCAGACACAACUAGAUCACGUGCAGCAUCCUUUGCGGAUGAGCUGGAUAUGGGAGUGAUCAAUGGCAAUAUCAGAGCUACAUCAGCCCGAAAGCCUUCACAAGUGCAUCCAUCGGAACAGCAGACAUCAAGAUCCACUCUAUUUGAUGAUAACACCACCUCAUUUCUCAACCUGGAUUUGUCCCUGUCGCCUUCCUCUGCUUCCAGUUCUGUAUUGAAUAAUUUAGGCCCACCACAUGGAAGAAACAGUCGACCCUUUGGAAGCCAAGAUACGCUGGUACAACACCAUAUGCAACAGCAACAGCAACAGCAACAGCAACAGCAACAACAAAAGAAACCCAUCUAUGCGCAAUUCAUUGAAUCAGAAAAGAACGCUACCAUCGAUCAUCGAUCCUUUUCGCUGAGUGAUUGCUUUGUUGAUUCUCCUGUCGCUGAUGACAAACGCACCAUCACUAUGAGCGAUGACUACUCGACAAAGCACGGUGGUUAUGACGACUAUGACGAUAUCGAAAUCGGCCAUUAUGGUCAAAAGUACUAUCAAAAUGAACGGCAAUGGGGUUACCAUAAUGACGAGGAGGAAGAGGAGCAUGAUUACGACGAUGAAGAGAAGGCUAGCUACGAUACUCGCAACAUGAGUCCAGCAGGAUCCAGAGCAAAACUCAACAGCAAGAAAAAGCCAUCUUCUUCUUCUCCAGCAGAGGAUGAUGAUGAUUAUGAGCAUCGCAGCCGUGGAUUCUGGAUUGGUUGCUGCUUUGUAAGCUGUGGACAAAGACCCAGUCGUCGCAUCAUUGAACAGCGCCAAAAGCAAAAACGAGAGAAAGAGAUAGAGCAGCAACAGCAACAGCAAGAAUCACUUGCCAAGAAGCGAGGUUGUGGUAGGAGGGGCUGGGUCUUCUUUACUUUUCUUAGCUUGAUUGUGGCCGUUCUCAUUGCUUACUUUUUAUGGCCUCGGACGCCACUGAUGCGCAUUGAAGGUGCCUCACUCACCACUCCCGCCAAAAUCACAGAAACCAGACAGGGCGUCAUGGUAGGCAAUGUUGCAUUUGAAAGCGAAUGGCUAGUGAAUAUCACGGUGGAUAACCGACAAAACCACGUACCUACACGAUUAGUACAAAUCCAGGCGUUGGCCAAGGACGCUUUGACUGGCCUGAUCAUAGGAAAAGGGUUACACAACGAUGACCCCAAUCCUGAGCAUAUCGUGCUGGCUCCCAACGCCAUUUCUACCAUCCAGCUGCCCAUCCGUGUCGAUUACCAAGCACGAGAUAGUACGGAUACCACCUUUGUCGAUCUCUGUAAAGCGUGUUCUCCGCAGCAUAUGGUCCCUUUUAAUACUCCUGAAAACAGUGUGUCAACAGCAAACACAAAUCAAAGAGAAGCGUUGCCAUUGCAUUUCUGGAUCACUUUACAUUUCUUUGGUCUCGAUUGGUUGGGAUAUAAACCAACAGUGAUUGCUACACCUGCCACUGGCGGCUUUGCUUGUCCUCAGUCUUGA